This is a messenger RNA of Raphanus sativus (radish), 1671 nucleotides long. RefSeq names its product phospholipase A(1) DAD1, chloroplastic. The transcript has a single exon. Gene Ontology annotation, biological process: lipid metabolic process. NCBI's taxonomy places the organism in Eukaryota, Viridiplantae, Streptophyta, Magnoliopsida, Brassicales, Brassicaceae. The record is from RefSeq and is a predicted model, not a curated record. Gene Ontology annotation, molecular function: glycerophospholipase activity. The coding region runs from base 187 to 1527 and encodes 446 amino acids.
CUCUCUUCCAUCACACCUUCCCUCUUCUUCACUUCAUCUUCUUUUUUUUGCUUUAAUUCACUUCAUCUUCUUACAAAAAAAAAGAAUAUUAUCUUCAAGUACCAGACAGAAUCGUCUAUUUUAGUUAGAACUCUUAUUAAUAAAAUUUUCAUAAUUAUAUUUAAAGCACACACUCUUUUCUCAAUAAUGAGAUUCUCUCUUUCUCCUGCACGUCCGUACAGUGUAGUACCUUCACUACCAAACUACGACGUUGUUUCACACGUAAAUGUUAACAUGUCGUGGAGCCGUAAAUGUAGAUGCGUACUUACUCUUCCUUCUCCUACAAUAUCUACUUCCCGGUCACCGGUUAUACCCAAACCAGAAAUGUGGGAGGGUUUGCUGCUAAACCAAGAUCAUAAUUCCGGUGAACUGACGUUCUCUGGUUCGAACAGCCCGGUUAAGCUAAACCGUAAAUGGAAGGAGUACCAGGGGCUUCAGAAUUGGGAAGGUCUUUUAGACCCAUUGGACGAUAAUCUCCGAGGGGAGAUUCUCCGGUACGGUCAGUUCGUGGAAUCGGCUUACCAGUCCUUCGAUUUCGAUCCUUCUUCUCCAACCUAUGCCACGUGCCAAUUUCCGAGGAACACGCUGUUAGACCAAUCCGGUUUACCUAACUCCGGUUAUCGAGUGACGAAGAACCUCCGUGCCACGUCAGGUAUUAACUUACCACGUUGGAUUGAGAAAGCGCCUAGCUGGAUGGCUACACAGUCCAGCUGGAUUGGUUACGUGGCGGUAUGUCAAGACAAAGACGAGAUCUCACGGCUCGGACGUAGAGACGUCGUCAUCUCAUUCCGCGGAACCGCCACGUGUCUUGAGUGGUUAGAGAAUCUCCGAGCCACGCUGACGCAUCUCCCUGAUGGGCCGAGUGGACCUAAUCUUAACGGGUCUAACUCUGGGCCCAUGGUCGAGAGUGGGUUCUUAAGCUUAUACACAUCAGGGGCCCACAGUUUGAGAGACAUGGUAAGAGAGGAGAUCUCGAGGCUGCUUCAGUCUUACGGCGACGAGCCGCUGAGUUUAACGAUAACGGGACACAGCCUCGGAGCGGCCAUCGCGACGUUAGCGGCGUACGAUAUCAAAACGACGUUUAAACGUGCGCCAAUGGUAACCGUCAUGUCUUUCGGAGGUCCACGCGUUGGAAACAGAUGCUUCAGGAAACUACUUGAGAAGCAAGGCACGAAGGUGUUGAGGAUCGUGAACUCCGACGACGUCAUCACCAAAGUUCCAGGAGUGGUUUUAGAUAACAGAGAGCAAGAUAACGUGAAGAUGACGGCGUCGAUGCCGAGCUGGAUACAGAAACGAGUGGAGGAGACGCCGUGGGUUUACGCGGAGGUCGGGAAAGAGCUUCGGCUGAGCAGCCGUGACUCUCCGUACCUGAACGGCAUCAAUGUUGCCACGUGUCACGAGCUGAAGACGUACCUACAUUUGGUAGAUGGGUUUGUGAGCUCCACGUGUCCAUUCAGAGAAACGGCUCGAAGAGUCCUCCAUAGAUGAAGAUUCAUUAGAUAUACGUAACUUUGUGCAUUAAAAAGCAUUAAACCGAGAAAGAAAGUCCCGGUUUAGCUCCGGUUAACAGAUUAAUAUCGUUACAUUACAUGCAUCUCUAACUCAGUGGUAGAAUUAGAAAGUACAGCUUUA